AACAUGAUCACCACAAUACUGUUGUUCGGGUUAUCAUUAUUAAUAACCGCGUUAUAUUUAGUGUUCAAGAGAAAGUUUCAAUAUUGGGAGAAAAGGAAUGUGCCACAUUUACCCCCGGUUCUUUUUCUGGGAAACUUUUCAAAGUAUAUUUUGCAGAAGGAAUAUUUUGGACGGACUGCACAGGAAAUAUGUUUGAAAUUCCCGAACGAACCUGUCGUGGGUGCCUACUACGCCACAGAACCAGCUCUGAUCAUCCAGGAUCCUGAAUUCAUCAAGCUCGUGAUCACCAAGGACUUUUAUUUCUUCAAUGGCCGCGAAAUAUCUGAAUUCGGCCAUAGGGAAAGGUUGGCCAAGAACCUUUUCUCUAACUCUGGAGACAGGUGGAAGGUGUUGCGACAGAAUUUGACUCCAAUUUUCACUUCAUCCAAGAUGAAGAACAUGUUUCAUUUGAUCGAGAAGUGUUCCCACGAGUUUGAGGAUUUGCUCGACAGGGAAGCAGAGAAGGCAAAAGAAGUUGAAAUGAGAUCAUUAAUAUCGAGAUUCACUAUGGACUGCAUUGGGAACUGUGCGUUUGGUGUUCACACGAAGACGAUGGAACAAGCGGAAAAUAAUCCAUUCAUGAUAGUUGGCAACUCCUUCUUUUUCCAUAAUUGGUUUAGAAGUUUUACAUUAGUUUUGAGAACUGUUUACCCUUCAAUUUUCUACGCUUUGGGAUGCAAAUUCGUACCAACAGAAGCCGAAGAUUUCUUUACUCAUAUGUUGACUGGAAUUUUUAAAGCACGCGAUUAUAAGCCAACCAGCAGAAAUGACUUCGUUGAUCUCAUGUUGAAAUUGAAGGCAAAUAAGACCAUAGUUGGAGACAGUUUACAGAAUAUGAAGACGGAUGGCGGGAAAAAAGUGGAACUAGAAGUGGAUGAUGAUUUGCUGAUUGCUCAGUGUGGUUUGUUUUUCACAGCAGGUUACGAAACAUCGGCCACCACUUUGAGUUUCACCUUGUUUGAGUUGGCGAAAAAUCCUGAAGCUCAGAAGAGAGCUAUAGCCGAGGUGGACGAUUAUCUGCGGCGACAUAACAAUGAGCUGAAGUACGAGUGCCUUUCGGAGAUGCCAUUUGUAGAAGCAUGCUUUGAUGAGACUCUUCGUUUGUACCCGGUUAUAGGUAUGCUAACUCGAGAAGUAAUGGAAGAUUACACUUUCCCUUCUGGAUUGAAGGUAGAGAAAGGUCUCCGUAUUUUCCUGCCACUGUAUCACUUGCACCAUCACCCGGAGUUCUUCCCGGAUCCCGAGGAGUAUCGGCCGGAGCGGUUCCUGCCUGAGAACAAGCAUAACAUCAGACCGUACACCUACAUGCCUUUUGGAGACGGCCCUAGAAUUUGUAUUGGUAUGAGAUUCGCGAAAAUGCAGAUGACGGCCGGAAUAAUUACUGUGCUGAAGAAAUAUCGCUUGGAACUAGCUCCAGGGAUGAAGACGACCGUAGACUUCACGGCGAAGACUAUUGUCACACAAGCCAUAGGCGGGAUCAAACUGAAUAUGAUAGAAAGAGAAGGAUGGGAACAGAGGGUACUGAAGAACCUAUAAGAUGUAUGAAAUUCUUUCCUAUGAAUGUCUCCAUGGGGAAAAAAAUGUUUACCUAUUCAAACUUCUUUUUCUUCUUCUUGGCGUUUAUCUCAUCUGCUCAUCCGUGAUGGGUCCGCUUUCCGUAUCUUCUUAUUCCACUUCGCUCUGUCCAGAACGUCUUCUUCUUCGAGUUCGCAGAUUUUAAUAUCUACCUAUACGACACUCUUAUACCGCAGUUUUGGCCUGCCUCUGCGUCUUUUACCUGUUCAGACUGAAGUAAUUUAAGUAUUAUACUCUGAACCUGGUUGUCGUCAUGCAAAAAUAUAUUAGCAGUAAAAAAUCAUUAUUGCAACCUUCCUAAUCCCAUAGUCAACUUAUAAAUUGCUGGAGAACAUAUAAAAUCGCUUUGCGAAAUAUUGCCUAGUAGGUUUUUGCUACCUCGUUGUAUUCUUAAGUAAAAAAAUGUAUUAUUGCACUUAGUGACAAAACGCUUAUUAAUUACUAUGCUUUUAAUGUUAUUAUGUACCUUUUUAUGUAAAAUAAAUGAUUGAAUUAUGUAACUUCA
Messenger RNA from Helicoverpa zea (corn earworm), 2119 nucleotides. RefSeq names its product cytochrome P450 6B5-like. Gene Ontology annotation, molecular function: oxidoreductase activity, acting on paired donors, with incorporation or reduction of molecular oxygen; iron ion binding; monooxygenase activity. The record is from RefSeq and is a predicted model, not a curated record. The coding region runs from base 4 to 1575 and encodes 523 amino acids. The transcript is spliced from 2 exons. NCBI's taxonomy places the organism in Eukaryota, Metazoa, Arthropoda, Insecta, Lepidoptera, Noctuidae.